Papilio machaon (common yellow swallowtail) is the source of this 1589-nucleotide messenger RNA. Its product is annotated as octopamine receptor beta-2R. Gene Ontology annotation, biological process: adenylate cyclase-activating adrenergic receptor signaling pathway. NCBI's taxonomy places the organism in Eukaryota, Metazoa, Arthropoda, Insecta, Lepidoptera, Papilionidae. Gene Ontology annotation, cellular component: membrane. The coding region runs from base 256 to 1434 and encodes 392 amino acids. The record is from RefSeq and is a predicted model, not a curated record. The transcript has 4 exons. Gene Ontology annotation, molecular function: octopamine receptor activity.
AGGAAGAAACUGCAAUGAAAACUUUCCUACAAUGAAAUCAACUGAAGAUGUACAAUGGAAUCUUAUCAAAUAAUAAAGUAACAGGAACAGUGAUGAAGAAAAAUAUGGAGGAAAAUCAACUGCGCCUAAAAAAGGAGUUAAAGAGUUGUAAUUAAAAUGAAAUUUGGAUUUUUUUACAUACUCAGAUGCGCAGAAGUGUGUAAAAAUGGACAAAAUAAGACCAAAGUGAAUCGAGUUAGAUAAAGAUCGCCCCUUAUGGAUCAAGUAAACGUGUCCCGCAACGAGUCAGACAAUGCGACGGCCAGCGGGGGCGGGGGCGACGGGGUUGGCGAUGAGUGGCCGCAGGUGGUCAUGUUCAAGCUGCGCACGGCGGUGCUGCUGCUCAUCGUCAUUGCGGCCGUCCUCGGCAAUUUGCUCGUCAUCGUUAGCGUCAUGAGGCAGAGGAAACUCCGCGUCAUCACCAACUACUUCGUGGUGUCCCUCGCGUUCGCCGACAUCCUAGUCGCCAUGGUCGUGAUGCCCUUCAACUUCAGCGUGCAAUUCUACAACGAAUGGAUAUUUGGACCCGUUAUCUGCGAUCUCUGGAACUCCUCAGAUGUCUAUUUCACCUCAACCUCCAUAUUGCACUUAUGUUGCAUAUCAGUUGACAGAUAUUACGCUAUUGUGAAACCAUUAAAAUAUCCUAUUAAAAUGACAAAAAAGAUGGCAUUUGUCAUGUUAGCAGCAACCUGGUUAAGUCCAAUAACGAUAUCGUAUGCACCAAUUUUUAUGGGCUGGUACACAACGAAAGAACACAUCCUGACACGAGAGCUCAACGAAUGCGAUUUCAAAGUCAAUAAACCGUAUGCGGUGAUAUCCAGUUCUAUUUCGUUUUGGAUCCCCUGCACGAUCAUGAUAUUCACAUACCUGGCUAUAUUUAAAGAAGCUAACAGACAAGAGAAAGCUUUACAUGCUAGAGCUGGCAACGCAAUGCUGAUGCAUAGACAUUCCCGAGAAGUUGGAGAUAAGAAUGGUGCUCUACAUAUUAACGCCAAUACUCCCACCAAAGAUAGGAAUAUAUUAAAAAUGAAGAGAGAACACAAAGCGGCUAGAACAUUGGGCAUCAUUAUGGGCGCCUUCAUUCUCUGUUGGUUGCCGUUCUUUCUUUUCUAUGUCUCGACGUCUCUAUGUGACACUUGUGAAUAUCCCGAAGUGGUGACUGUGAUCAUGUUUUGGACUGGUUAUUUCAAUUCUGCGUUAAAUCCGAUCAUCUACGCGUACUUCAAUAGAGACUUUCGUAACGCUUUCAAGAAUACAUUGGCUUGUGCGUUCUGUAGUUUUUGUAAACGAAGUGCAUCGGAUUUGGAUGCGAUGGAGAGACUGGAGAGGCGAGGUUCCGCGCAGCUGAGAGUUCCUAUCCCUUCAAGACGAACGUCAGAUUUGGCAUCACUUUGAGUGUCACCUAAUCGCGACUUGGUGUCGAUUGUUUGACAGGCCUAGUUGUUUCUCAACGAAUAUCUGUUACGUUUUAUAAAUUAUUCCCAAAGAUCUGACUGAGUUAGAUAUGUUCUACAAAUUACUUCUAAUUUCUUUUGUUUAGUAAAUCUAAA